Messenger RNA from Cooperia oncophora, 252 nucleotides. Lineage: Eukaryota; Metazoa; Nematoda; Chromadorea; Rhabditida; Trichostrongylidae. The record is from the annotation of a GenBank genome assembly.
AUGGAACGUCCAUCUAUACCGCCUCAUAGCCUUGAAAGAAAAUUCUUAACGUUUUCCGGCUAUGUGUUCACAAUUAUAUUCUCGCUAGAAAUGGCCAUGAAGGUGAUUGCCAAUGGUUGCGUGCUAGGUCGAGGUGCUUAUUUCAAAGAUGGCUGGAAUAUUCUUGAUGGAAUAUUGGUGAUCAUUUCGUUGGUGAACGUCUUAUUCGAGCUGUUCGCCACCGGCGAUUCUCCGGUUAAGAUCUUUGCGUGA